Pecten maximus is the source of this 1006-nucleotide messenger RNA. RefSeq lists its product as uncharacterized. NCBI's taxonomy places the organism in Eukaryota, Metazoa, Mollusca, Bivalvia, Pectinida, Pectinidae. The record is from RefSeq and is a predicted model, not a curated record. The transcript has 5 exons. The coding region runs from base 247 to 933 and encodes 228 amino acids.
UGUAAGUUUAGCAAUCAAACAUUAUUUUAUCUGUCAAAAGCUAAUUUAUUGCAUCAAUCAAAAACGAAUUAUCCUCAAUCAGCUUCUCAUUACGUUUGGCUGCUGGGACGACAGAUUUUAUAUUUGUCCCGGCGAUGUUCAUUGGCUAGAAACGUGAUACUGUGUUAUAUUAGCCACGACGUAACUGCACGUGAGAUACAUCAUCCCGGCAAACGACAGUAAACCAGACGACAGUCGAGUACCAACAUGAUUCUGAUUUUAACGGCUUUGAUAGGUAUAGCCACCUCUACUCCUCUCCGGAGGGGAUACUGUGAUGACACCACCAGCCUAAAUCUGAUUUAUAACCUGAACGAACAGGAUGUUGAGAACCAACCAUUCGUCGAGUUCAUGAGGCUGUUAAAUAUCGAUAUCAACGACAAUCUUAACAAAGACGACCUGCUUUUCCUGUUGGGAAAUAUGUGUCGACAAAAAGUCCUAACGCUGGCGUGGCUGUUACGACAGGCUGAGGGCGUCUGUCCCCAUCCAGAAAAGAUCAGGAAUUUGAUUCAACCAAGUGGCGCUGUUUGUGAUGACAAUGGAAAUUUGACCGCAUCUGCAAGGAAUGCUCUUAGUUCCUUUGUGAGGGUGAACAAAUCUGUCGAUUGCCAUUUAGUCUACCAAGAGAUAUAUACUACGUGCGAGGUUGAUGCCAUGUUCAACGGCGAUGGUCCUUUGUACCCAGAAUUAACAUUGGAAAUAGAUAUCGCAGAGAAAACAAGAAUAAACACCGCCGCCAUUCGGUGUACACUGCCCCAGUUAGGUCGACUUCCUCCGAGUUGUGGAAGUCCCGCAGACCUGAAGAUAUUCUCACUGAUAUCGGAGCUUAUACAGUUGCAGCCAAUAAAACUCGAUGGGGAGGUUGAUUUUGGAGCCUUUUCUGACGUUAUGACAUAAAUCUUUUCCAAUAUGAAAUCCACAAUCAUUAUUUAUUCCCAGUCUAAAAUAAUAAAAUAAUGUGGCAAAGUAC